Moneuplotes crassus is the source of this 1496-nucleotide messenger RNA. NCBI's taxonomy places the organism in Eukaryota, Ciliophora, Spirotrichea, Euplotida, Euplotidae. The record is from the annotation of a GenBank genome assembly.
CUUAAGUCAUUUUCUGGAGUAACAUAAUCGCCUUGAGUAACUUCCACUUCUCAUACAGUAUAAAUAUAAUGAGAAUGAUGUGGGAUUUUACGCCCUGAAUCUUUAACUAUCAUCCAUCUGAGAGGAGACUGGUUUAAUGUCUGGUCAAAUAUUGUGAGCUGGAGUCACCUAUUAUAGUGUACGCCGGAGCUACCACAGGAUCAGCAGCCUCUUGGAUAUUCGUCCAAUAUGGGAAGAGAAAGAUGCUGAUAGCUACAUGCUUGAUGACUCUUACUGCAAUAUGUAUCCAAAUGUUUCAGAAUUUAUAAGCUUUCAUUAUUGGCCGAGGAUUUAUAGGGCUCUCAUUUGGCUUCUCAAAUGUAAUCGCCCCAAUUUUCAUCAAGGAUAUCAACAGUGAAGAGCUCCAAGGGCCCAUGAUAGCAUUAGUACAGUUAGUGAUUAACUGAGGAUUUGUUUCUGCUGCUUUGAUAUCUUUUUUCUUUCCUCCAUUUUAUCAAAUCUCUAGCACAAUUCCUAACUAUUGAGAACCGCUGGUUGAUAGAUAUGUACCAUGGAGAGAAAUAAUUGCCAUCCCUGCAAUAAUAGCCAUUACUGAAUUGGGAUGACUCAUGUUUGUGUUUAAGAAGGAAGAUCCAAGAUAUGAAGGGCAUCACCAACGUAUAUCUAUCUCAAUGGAGAGUACUAGUACUGUUGAAACAUAUUACAAUAAUGGUUCAAUCAAAGGCUCCUCUAGUGUCCAGGAUAUUUACAAAAGACAGCUUUCAAAGCUAGAAAAAGACACCUGGAAAAAUAUUUGAAGGAAAGAAGAGUUCAAAAAGGUUUUUACAGGCAGUAUCGUUAGGUUUCUCCAGCAGUUUAGUGGCAUAAAUAUAAUUCUGCAAUUCGCUUUUUUAUUAGGCUCCAUACCCAAAAUAUCUUCUUCAACCUUCACCUUAUUGCUGUAUUGUUUUCAUUGAUGGCAAGUUUCGUGGCUAUGUAUAUGCUGAAAUAAUGAUCAAAUAAAGCCAAUUUUGUUGGUUGGGACACUGAUAGCAUGCUUCUGUUCAUGCAUUCUAUUCCAAACAUUCCAAGAAAUGCCCAUUAUAGAUGUAAAUAUUCAGAGUCUUGGUGGUUUUGUCAAUAUUCUAAUGGUGGUGAUCAUUGUGUUAUUCGCAGGAGGAUUUUGGUUGACCACUGCAUCAGUGGUAUACGUCUAUGCAGCAGAAAUACUAACCGAUAAAGGAAUGUCAGUAUCAUCAGUUACGCAUCGGGGUUCGAAUAUCAUUAUCGGAAUCCUUCCUAAUUUUGGAUUGAACUUCCUUCGAAUUUCAGAGGACAAGAUCCAGUUCCAUGCAGCAUUAAGCUUCUAUUUCUUCCUUUUCAGUGGAAUAUCGAUCAUCGGGUUCUUCAUUAUCACAAUCUUUGUGAAAGAGACUAAAGGCAAGACUCGGCGUGAGAUCUCAAGAGACUUUAAAGAGAAUGACUUUGACAUACUGGCAUGGUCUUGCUACAAAUAA